CACACACACACACACACACACACACACACACAUGCAUACACACAGUGACUUAACAGGACAACACACGGUAAGGUGGUAAGGACCUGGUAAACUGGAUUGUGGUGUUUCCUGCAAAAAGUUGGACAUGCUUGAAAACAUGGAUGCUGAGUCGGAGCCCCCUCUCCUAGUCCUAGUGUGAGGGGGACACGGCAUUCUCCAGUGCUCUCUUUUUGUCCAUCUGUCCGUCUUUCCAUCUCUCCGUCUGUCAGUCUGACCGGGCAGAGGCCUGGAGAGGACCAUCAGGACUGGACCGUGUCACACUGGGAGCACGUGUAACACUUGAUCAUUUGAAUGUUUCCUCUGGAAAUCUUCAGCUAGUAGAGAAAGAGAGAGAGAGAGAGAGAGCUCUGGCGCGUCACAGACCCAUGCACUCUCUGCUCCGCUGCUGGGACUGUCUGUCAAGUCCUGACGGGAGAGAUUUGGGCCGACCCAGACAGACAGGGCCAACUCAGCUGGGUGCAUGACCCGAGCCACCCUGAUUCUGACCCGGACCACAUCGCAGAUUGGAUGAGCGAUUGACUCGCUGACUGGCUGACUACGAUGCCUGGCAGAGGAUUUUGGAUGUGUGUGUUACAGUAUCCAGCUGUGGCCGAUGCCUCUCACUUAGACUCUUUCUGAUUGGAACUGUGGGAUAAUCUGGGCAUGCUGACACAUACUGUAGCACGCAGAGCUUGGAAGAGUGUGUGAGCAUGCGACCAUGUUUCGAUUUCCUGGGAGUUUCUCUCAGUGAAUAAUUGGAAACAAACACACUGCGUGUUCUGCACUGGAUAUUCAUCUGUCAGGAUUUAACUGUUUGGAUUAAACAACCUCAAUCUUUUGAUGAUGCAGAGAAGCACUCACAAUCCAGAACAUUAACAUAAAAUCACUGUACACACACAAACACACACACACACUACAAAUACACAUCCUUCUUCCUUUGGUGUAAAUAAAGGACCUAAAGGAAGCAUAAAACACGUUAUAGGCACACAUAUAGACUCUUCGUAUCCUUUGCACUGUAGCGAAGGAACAUCAAAAAAGGAAUACUUAGCAACUGUGCCAGACUGAUUCUGGAGUACAUACACCUGCCCCUAGCUUCCACAGCAGCCAUGGGUGCUGCGCGUGUGAAGCGCCGCUUCAGUGCGGUGGUGGACAGUGCUGCGGACGAGGAGGAGGUCAUGAAGCUGGCCCAGAGCGCCGCCGUGGAGGACAUCAGGUCCGGAGUGGGGGGUGGCACCUUGGGACCCCUGGCCCUGUCCCUGGCCAGCCCCCCGCCACUUCACAACGGCAAGGUGCUCAUGAUGGGCGGAGUGGAGGGGGGAGGGGAGACGGAGGACAGCGAGGGCGGGUGCCAAGGAGCGCGGCAGGCGUACGACAAUGGCGCCAGCUAUGAUGACGAUGGAGGAGAGGGCGGAAUGGGGAUGGGACUGCGGAGGGCGGUGUGUCCAGUGGUCGCUAGCGGCAACGGGAGCAGCGGUGGUUGCGGAGGCCCGUCCUCCUCAGCCACCCCCUCCCCGACUCCCCCUCCACACCACCGGAGGCGCCGGCGGCAACGCACGGGGGGUCGCGGCGGGCCCCGCAGCCGCUUUGUGGGCAAGGACGGGCGCUGCAACGUGACCUUUGUCAACAUGAGCGAGCGGGGCCAGCGAUACCUCACAGACCUCUUCACCACCUGUGUGGACGUGCGUUGGCGCUGGAUGAUGGUCAUCUUCACCCUCUCCUUCCUGCUCUCAUGGCUCCUCUUCGGCUUUGCCUUCUGGCUCAUCGCGGCCGCGCACGGAGACAUGGCGCCGCCGCCGUCGAUGCCACUGUCACCGCCGAUGCCACCUCCUCCUCCUCCUGCAUCGCCGCUGUCUCCUCCUCCCUCGUCCUUCUCCUCCUCUGUGUCCUCCUCGUCCUCCUCUGCGGCUGCUGCCUUCUCCGCACCACCCGCCUCAUCUGGUCUGGGAUCAGGCGGUACUGCCGGUGCUGUGGAUAUGGGCCUGGGUUUGGGUCUGGGCCCAGGCAGAUUGGUACCGGUGGUGGGUGGUGGCUCUGGAGAGGUGGAUUCUGGGCCAGCAGCAGCACCAGGGGUGGAGAGGAGGGACCCGGUGGUGGCGCCAGUUCCGCCUGAGAUUCCGGUUCCUCCGCCUGUGGUUCCGGAACCUCCACCGGUCCCACCUGAGCCCUGCUUCUCACAGGUAAACAGCUUCCUGGCCGCCUUCCUCUUCUCCCUGGAGACGCAGACGUCAAUCGGCUAUGGGUUCCGGUCGGUGACCGAGGCCUGCCCGCUGGCGGUGGCGGCCGUCGUGCUGCAGUGCAUUGUGGGCUGCAUCAUCGACGCCUUCAUCAUCGGCGCAGUCAUGGCUAAGAUCGCCAAGCCCAAGAAGCGCAACGAGACGCUCAUCUUCUCCAGCUCCGCCGUGGUGGCGCUGCGGGACGGCAAGCUCUGCAUGAUGUGGAGGGUGGCCAACCUCAGGAGAAGCCACCUGGUAGAGGCACACGUCCGCGCACAACUGCUGAAGCCGCGGGUGACCCCCGAGGGCGAGUACCUGCCCCUGGACAACGUGGACAUCAAUGUGGGUUUCGACACGGGCACGGACCGCAUCUUCCUGGUGUCGCCCGUCACCAUCGUGCACGAGAUCGACGAGGAGAGCCCCUUCUACGAGAUGGACAGGCAGACGCUGGAGUGCGACUCGCAGCUGGAGAUGGUGGUGAUCCUGGAGGGUAUGGUGGAGGCCACCGCCAUGACAACACAAUGCCGAUCCUCCUACCUCGCCUCCGAGAUACUGUGGGGUCACCGCUUCGAACCCGUGCUCUACGAGAGGAAAAACUGCUACCAGGUGGACUACUCGUACUUCAACCGCACGUACCAGGUCUCCAACACGCCGUCCUGCAGUGCCAAGGAGCUGGCGGAGAGGAAGCUGAUCGAGCGCUCGCGCGCGUCCUUCUGCUACGAGAACGAGGUGGCCCUGCAGCUCUCCACGCCCUCCCCCGCCUCCUCGCCCUCGCCCUCGCCGCCACCCUCGCUCUCCGAGAUGCGGCCCCCGAGAGCCUCGCCCCUCUCGCUCUCCGCACCCCCCUCGCCCCUACCCACCCCCCCGCCACGACGGGGGUCCCGGGCCGCCAGCGAGCACCCACACGCACAGUGA
Messenger RNA from Engraulis encrasicolus (European anchovy), 3146 nucleotides. It is a transcript of the gene kcnj14, whose product is annotated as potassium inwardly rectifying channel subfamily J member 14. Gene Ontology annotation, molecular function: inward rectifier potassium channel activity. The transcript is spliced from 5 exons. The record is from RefSeq and is a predicted model, not a curated record. Gene Ontology annotation, cellular component: plasma membrane. The coding region runs from base 1125 to 3146 and encodes 673 amino acids. Lineage: Eukaryota; Metazoa; Chordata; Actinopteri; Clupeiformes; Engraulidae. Gene Ontology annotation, biological process: regulation of monoatomic ion transmembrane transport; potassium ion import across plasma membrane.